Molecule: messenger RNA, 1845 nt
Organism: Ilex paraguariensis (yerba mate)
Lineage: Eukaryota; Viridiplantae; Streptophyta; Magnoliopsida; Aquifoliales; Aquifoliaceae
Source: the annotation of a GenBank genome assembly
UUCACACUGCGAUGAUGGUGAUGAUGAUGCCUGUAAUCUCCCACAGCAACAACAAACAAUUCCCUCCUCUCUCUCUCUCUCUCUCUCUCUCUUCACAGGCUUUUGGCCUCUGUUCUCUUUUUUACUCUCUUCAAAGAACCAUGGUGAAUCUCUUCUUGUUCUCACCCCUACCUAUAUUUUCAAGCAAUUGUAGUGACAGACCAUGAGAGACUGAGGCAGUGAGAGGAUAUGGAGAAGAAGUGUGGGUGCUGGGCAGUUCUGAAGCGCAGUGUUAAAGGUGCCUGUAAAUCCUCUGAUUCCAAAAACUCUGUUACUACCAUCCCUCGAACUAGUCUUGUCCAUGAUGCAGUUACUGAGACACGAUACCUCAAUGCCAGCAACAGGGAGAUGUGUGCUCCAGAUGAACCUCAAGAUUCUUCUGAUAAUCCCAAUCCUGUUCCACCGCCAUCAGAUAGUAAUGCACCACGCCAGCUGCUUCAGUUUUCCUUUCAGGAGCUUAAAGCAGCAACCGGAAAUUUCAGACCAGAUAGCAUUCUUGGGGAGGGUGGAUUUGGGUAUGUCUUCAAAGGUUGGAUAGAGGAGAAUGGCACAGCACCAGCUAAACCGGGGUCAGGUACUACCGUUGCAGUCAAGAGUUUGAAGCCAGACGGUCUUCAAGGCCAUAGAGAAUGGGUGGCAGAGGUAGACUUCCUUGGACAGCUUCAUCAUCCUAAUCUUGUUAAGCUAAUUGGAUAUUGCAUUGAGGAUGAUCAAAGGCUGCUCGUUUAUGAAUUUAUGACCCGUGGAAGCCUUGAAAACCAUCUUUUCAGAAGAACGAUACCCCUUCCAUGGUGCAACAGGAUUAAAAUUGCUCUUGGUGCAGCUAGAGGCUUGGCCUUUCUCCAUGGAGGCUCUGAACCUGUCAUUUACCGAGAUUUCAAGACGUCAAAUAUUUUGCUUGAUUCAGAAUAUAAUGCAAAACUUUCAGACUUUGGUCUGGCAAAAGCUGGGCCCCGAGGAGACAAUACACAUGUUUCUACCAGGGUUGUUGGAACAUAUGGUUAUGCCGCUCCAGAAUAUGUUAUGACAGGACACUUGAGUUCAAAGAGUGAUGUUUAUAGCUUUGGCGUUGUGCUCUUAGAGAUCUUAACUGGUAGGAGGUCAAUGGACAAAAAACGCCCAAGUGGAGAACAAAAUCUUGUAGUAUGGGCUCGGCCAUACUUAGCUGACAAGCGGAAGGUUUAUCAACUAGUUGAUCCCCGUUUGGAACUGAAUUACUCCCUUAAAGGAGUGCAAAAAGUCUCUCAGCUAGCUUACAACUGCCUUAGCAGGGACCCCAAAUCCCGUCCUUCAAUGGAUGAAAUUGUGAAGGUUCUCACUCCAUUGCAAGAUCUCAAUGACCUUGCCAUAACAUCUUACCACGCUCGUUCAUCCCAACAAGCGAAGCGCAAGAAGAAAUCAGAUGGAAUGCACCAACUUAGCUACAAUCAAUCCAGGAGUAUCAGAGACUCCCCACUGAAUUCUGGUAAACAGCGUUGUAAAUAAAGGGUACUCAAUUCCUUUACUUCAAGAGGCUCAACUUUCAACAGGAAACAAAGGAUCAGAUGCAGCCUCUAAAGAAGUGAGUUGUGUGAAGACAAUAUUUCAAGUUUGUCAUAUAAUUUUUGGGUGUUUAGAAUUUGACAAAGCCAUCAGCACAAAAGGUACAUCAUUUUCCUUCAUUCAAAUCCAUAUAUUUAGCAUUGAUAUCUAACUGAUGAUGUGGAAUGUUUUGUUAAUUGGAUUUGACUGUCAUCUGAUUGGCAUAUAUCAUUGUAAUUAAGAUAAGCCUCGUAUUUCCAAGAUUGUUAUUUGCAGAUUCCCAAG